Oryzias latipes (Japanese medaka) is the source of this 1546-nucleotide messenger RNA. RefSeq names its product KDEL endoplasmic reticulum protein retention receptor 3 (gene kdelr3). The record is from RefSeq and is a predicted model, not a curated record. Gene Ontology annotation, cellular component: membrane. Lineage: Eukaryota; Metazoa; Chordata; Actinopteri; Beloniformes; Adrianichthyidae. Gene Ontology annotation, molecular function: ER lumen protein retrieval receptor activity. Gene Ontology annotation, biological process: protein retention in ER lumen.
ACUCUUGCUAACUUGACAGCCACGUCACCUCCUCCGUGAGCCUCCGUUUGGGACCGCUAUGCAGGAAUAGAUGAGUUUAUGCGUGAAUUUCUGCAGAAGUUUCAUUCGUUUGAAGGCGCACCCCUAGCUACUCCCAGCAGCUACAUCCGUUUCGCGAUGCCGUUGAGUUUUGGUGCAUUGUAGAAACCUCAAACAAACUAAGCUCCAGCUCGUUCGUUCGUUGUUUGGCUUUUUUAUUUCCUUGGCUGGUCAAGAAUUGGGAAGUCUGUGAAGAAGGCCCGUGGAGGUUGUUUUUUUUAAGUUAAUUUAUUUUUGAGACGAAAUACAUAAAACAGCAGCAUGAAUGUUUUUCGUCUUGCGGGUGACGUGUCCCAUUUGGUGGCUAUUAUCAUCCUGUUACUGAAGAUAUGGAGGUCCAGGUCCUGCGCUGGUAUCUCUGGGAAGUCACAGGUGCUGUUUGCCAUUGUAUUUACCACCCGAUAUCUUGAUCUGUUUACGAUCUUCAUUUCCCCCUACAAUACAAUCAUGAAGGUGGUGUUUCUGGCUUUGUCCUAUGCCACAGUCUACCUGAUUUAUGUGCGCUUCAAGAACACCUUCAAUUCAGAGAACGACUCUUUCCGGCUGGAGUUCCUGUUGGUGCCAGUCAUCGGGCUGUCCUUCCUGGAGAAUUACGCUUUCACCCCGCUUGAGAUCUUGUGGACCUUCUCCAUCUUCCUGGAGUCAGUCGCCAUAAUGCCACAGCUCUUUAUGAUCACUAAGACCGGAGAGGCGGAGUCUAUCACCACACACUAUCUGUUCUUCCUGGGCCUCUAUAGAGCGCUCUACAUAGCUAACUGGGUGUGGCGUUACCACACCGAGGGCUUCUUUGACCAGAUCGCUGUGGUGUCCGGCGUGGUGCAGACCAUUUUCUACAUCGACUUCUUCUAUCUUUAUGUCACAAAGGUGCUCCGAGGAAGAGGAAAGAUGACGCUGCCGAUGCCAGUUUAAGCCCCUCGUCUGUAUCGUAGCCCCACCUGUGCCUGCCUCCGUUCAGGACCUGAGCUCUUUAGAACUCACAAACGGACUGAAGAUCACUCAUUCGGAUCGGUACUGAAUGUGAGGCGUUAACAGCGUUUACUCUAAGUUCCGUGUGCAUUUUUAAUUUGUUCAUCAGACGUAAUUGCAAACAUGUCACACAUGCACAAAAAGUAACUGCGUGGAAAAUGUGUUUCUGUGGCUCCAUGGGAGGACUUUAAAUUGGUUUUUAUUGACAGCUUUGAACUGUACAAACCCACCUGAAGUCAGCUUCUGAGUUCUGCACUCCGGUCCAUCGCUCAAAUCCACUGUUUUCCCUUAAAAAAAGGGAUCAGGGUGCAUCUCUCAGAGGUUACUGCCUCACAAUCCUAACAAAUAUUACACUUUGGGAACAUGUCUUCUCAUCAUUUUCUAUCAUCCCCCAAAAAACAAGUGUAUUGGAUGCAAUAACUUCUGUCCUUUUUGCCAAGUGUUUGUAUUUUUUCAUCUUCUUUUGUGUUGUUUGUGGGAUUAAAGAAAAGGGCUAAAUAUC